AUGUCGUCCUACAGCAAUAGCAGCUCCUCGCCACCGCGAGUGCCUCCACAUAUUAGACUGAAUUCAGGGCAAGAAGACAUACUCGGUAGUGACACAAACAGUUCUUCGAGAACUCUGGUGCCCACAUCCUCUCGACCUGAUACCUCCAGAUCACACCUGAACACCGUUUAUGCCGCUGAACGCGUUCAAGAUUCGGCUGAGAGACUAUUACCCCCGAGUCAAGGCCGGCCCAACCGAGUUAGAGAUGAUGGAUCACCAUUGAGAUCUCCUGCUCGUUCCAGCUACUCUUCCCGAAGGUCAAGUUGGGAAUCUGAUCGUAGCAGGGACAGCAGAGCCUUCGAAAACCCCUUUAGGGACUCAAGUCAGUCAAGACCUGGUUCAAGAGCCGGCAGUGAAGACAAUGAUGUCAACACCCAAACCGUGUCGGAAAAGUACAACAUCUUACCCUCAGCUGGUCUUCUCCUAUUUCCUGAAGAUGUCGAAAAGGACGACUAUUUACACAAUCCCGAUCCCAACGGGGAGCCGCGCGACUGUGACAUUUUUUCCAAAAGAGGCUUGGUUAAUGUCGGUGGCCUCGCUUUUAUCGUGAUAGGAAUAUUGGUCCUGUUUAUAGGAUAUCCCCUAUUGACUUUUGUACAAUCAUACACAUCUACGCCCGACCCUUGCAAAGAUAAUCCUGCUUGCAUCAACACCGGCAAAGUUGCCUUACUGAAAAACAUGCGAAGCGGUCUGAUUGACCCUGACACACCCGAUUCAGUCAAAACCAAAAAAGAUUUCCACGGCAACACCUGGAACCUGGUCUUUUCAGAUGAAUUCUCAAUCCCUGGACGAACAUUUUAUGAGGGGGAUGACCCAUAUUGGACUGCUGUGGAUAUCUGGUAUGGUGUGACGAAAGAUUUAGAAUGGUACGAUCCGGAUGCCGCCACGACGAAUGAUGGGGUGCUAGAACUGCGAUUUGAUGCUUUCCAAAAUCACGGCUUGAACUACCGGUCGGGCAUGUUACAAUCAUGGAACCAAAUGUGCUUCAAGGGUGGCAGAUUAGAGGCGAGCAUUUCACUUCCUGGGCGCGGCGACACUGUUGGCUUUUGGCCAGGUUUCUGGUCUAUGGGUAAUCUUGGGAGACCUGGUUACGCAGCCACCACCGAUGGUCUAUGGCCCUAUUCCUACGACGAUGUUUGUGACGCUGGCAUCACCCCCAACCAGAGUUCUCCAGAUGGUAUCAAUUAUCUGCCAGGUAUGCGCCUACCGGCUUGCACUUGUUCUGGAGAGGACCAUCCGUCUCCUGGAAAAUCUCGGACAGCUCCCGAAAUCGACGCACUCGAAGCCAGCGUGGGUACUCUUGAUGAACUGGGUAACGAAAUUGGUCAGGUCUCGCAGUCGUUCCAGGUGGCUCCCUUCGACAUUUGGUAUCAACCUGAUUACAACUUUGUCGAAGUCUUUGAUUUUUCAGUCACCUCGAUGAACACCUACAAAGGUGGUCCCUUCCAGCAGGCCUUGUCCGGUUUGUCAAACUUGAACAAUCAGUGGUAUGAUGGAAACGCCUACCAAGUAUAUGCUUUUGAAUAUAAACCGGGCGCCGACGGAGACAUCACCUGGUUUGUCGGCUCCGAUCCUGUUUGGCGACUUCAAGGACAAGCAUUGGGCCCCAACGGCAACGUCGCCCAGAGAGUCAUCCCUGAAGAGCCCAUGUCUGUGAUUGUCAACUUUGGCAUGUCUACUGGUUUCUCCGCACUCAACUUGACCGGACUGGCUCCGUUAAUGCCAGCUACCAUGAGAAUCGAUUAUAUUCGCAUCUACCAAGAUGACGACGGCGAAAUGACGUGCGAUCCGGAGGGAUAUCCAACCACGGAAUACAUCAAUAAUCAUUACGAAGUCUAUCAUAAUCCAAAUAUCACCACCUGGCCGGAUACCGGCUACUCAUGGCCAAAGAACAAAUUUAUGGAUGGCUGUUAA
Rhinocladiella mackenziei CBS 650.93 is the source of this 1953-nucleotide messenger RNA. RefSeq lists its product as uncharacterized. The record is from RefSeq and is a predicted model, not a curated record. Lineage: Eukaryota; Fungi; Ascomycota; Eurotiomycetes; Chaetothyriales; Herpotrichiellaceae. The transcript is spliced from 3 exons. Gene Ontology annotation, molecular function: glucosidase activity. Gene Ontology annotation, cellular component: endoplasmic reticulum membrane; plasma membrane. The coding region runs from base 1 to 1953 and encodes 650 amino acids. Gene Ontology annotation, biological process: fungal-type cell wall organization; (1->6)-beta-D-glucan biosynthetic process.